AACUGGCGACAUGAAUAAUCUCACUUAGUGAGGACAUAGACGACUCAUGGUUAUUUCACACAGGAAGAACUUGCAAGACUUCUAGUUGACUGUCAUUCUUUGGUUCAGUAGGUGGAGCCGGUCUUCCUCAUUAGAAUAAGGUAAACAGAUUCAACCCAAUUAUAAAUGGCAAAAAGUAUGUGCCCUCCAUCAUUGAGAGUUGCAGAGUGCCGACUGGCUGGAGACUUUGGGUGCAGCCACGAGAAGUGUCAGAGCAUGAGUUCCAAGUCAAAAUCUAUAGGGAUCAUCGGAGCUCCUUUCUCAAAGGGCCAGCCACGAGGAGGGGUGGAAGAAGGCCCUACAGCACUGAGAAAGGCUGGUCUGCUUGAGAAACUUAAGGAACAAGAGUAUGAUGUGAAAGAUUAUGGGGACCUACCCUUUGCUGAUGUCCCUACUGACAGCCCCUUUCGAAUUGUGAAGAAUCCAAGGUCUGUGGGAAAAGCAAAUGAGCAACUGGCUGGUGUGGUGGCAGAAGUCAAGAAGAAUGGAAGGACGAGCUUGGUCUUGGGCGGAGACCACAGCUUGGCCAUUGGAAGCAUCUCUGGCCACGCCAGGGUCCACCCGGAUCUCUGUGUCAUUUGGGUAGACGCUCACACCGAUAUCAACACUCCACUGACAACCACAAGUGGGAACUUGCACGGACAGCCUGUGUCUUUCCUCCUGAAGGAACUAAAGGGACAGAUCCCUGACGUACCAGGAUUCUCCUGGAUGACUCCCUGCAUAUCUGCCAAAGAUAUUGUGUAUAUUGGCCUGAGAGACGUGGACCCUGGGGAACACUACAUUUUGAAAACUCUGGGUAUUAAAUACUUUUCAAUGACUGAAGUAGAUAAACUGGGAAUUGGCAAGGUGAUGGAAGAAGCACUCAGCUAUCUACUAGAAAGAAAGAAAAGGCCAAUUCAUCUGAGCUUUGAUGUUGACGGACUGGACCCGUUUUUCACACCAGCUACUGGCACACCAGUCCUGGGAGGUCUGUCUUACAGAGAAGGUCUCUACAUCACAGAAGAAAUUUACAAAACAGGGCUACUCUCAGGAUUAGAUAUAAUGGAAGUGAACCCAUCUCUGGGGAAGACACCAGAAGAAGUCACUCGCACAGUGAACAUAGCGGUAGCACUAACCUUGGCUUGUUUUGGAGUGGCUCGGGAGGGUAAUCAUAAGCCUAUUGACUACCUUAGCCCACCUAAGUAAACGUGGGAACAUCAAAUAAAAAUCUCACAGCUAAUGACGUAAUUAGCAAAUCUAAUAUUUACUUAAGCUUACAGUUAUCCUCCCAAAGAUUUGGUCUUUCAGAAAAAUGUUUUGCCUUAGUAAAUAUUAGUACAAUUAGGAUAAACUGUAUCAAUUUCCUCUUGGUGUAAAAUUCAAGAUUUGGAAAUUCUAACUUUUGUGAAAUUAGAAAGCUUAUAUUUCCCAUCUUGGCAAAAGACUUAUCCUUAGAGAAGUAUACAUUAAUUU
Messenger RNA from Ceratotherium simum simum (southern white rhinoceros), 1491 nucleotides. NCBI's taxonomy places the organism in Eukaryota, Metazoa, Chordata, Mammalia, Perissodactyla, Rhinocerotidae. The record is from RefSeq and is a predicted model, not a curated record.